AUGACUGAUAGAAAGGCUUGGAAUUAAAAAGAGGAUAUUGCAAUCCUACAGUUAGUAAAGCAGUAUGGAAUUAAGAAGUGGACAAUUGUGGCUGAAAAGAUGAAGGAAGUGUAUGGAUUAUUUGGGAGGUCUGGGAAGUAAUGUAGAGAACGUUAUCACAAUCACCUUGAUCCAACAAUCAAUAAGGAGCCUUGGAGUGAAAAUGAAGAAAGAGUGAUCUUUGUCGCUCACAAAGAACAUGGCAAUAAGUGGGCAGAAAUUGCGAAACUGUUACCAGGGCGAACAGACAAUGCAAUAAAAAACCAUUUUUAUUCCACUUUAAGAAGAAGUCUCAGGAGAAUCAAUAAACUCAUCGGAGAUAAGAACAGUAAUUGGCAUGAUUAUAUAUUUAGCAAAGAAAAGGGUACCCAACAGAUCAAGGAUAUCAAGCCAGGAGUAUUGUCUAAGAUUUUCAUACUUGCAGAAAAAAAUCCAUCUGAAUUAAAAGAUGAUCAUAUGAAAAGGUUAUGUUAAGCUUGUAAAGGACUCUAAGACUCCAUCUUAGAAUUUGCUUAAUCCAAAUAGAAAUCUCAAAUAAAUCAAUUCAAUGAAGACAAGUUCAAAUAACUUAUUGACAAAAUUAUGGAAUUCAAUGCCCUCUACACAAAAUAAAGAGAAAGCAGAUUAAAACUGAAGAAGAAAAAUCAUAAGAAGAGAAAAAGCAGAAUUGAUGAUGAUGAUGACGAUGAUGAUUAUACUAGUGAUUACAAAUACGAAGAAAUUAGCAACUAUGUUCCACUCAAGAGAUCCUCGAGACUCAAUGCAAAAAAGAAAGUGGUAGAAUUUACAUCUCAUUUCUAGCAUAUUGAUAAAGAAGAUUACAUAGAUAUAUGUAUCAGAACCAAAAAAGGUCCACUAUUCAAUAUCAUUCGAGAUGAAUUCGAAAUCCAGCAGGAUAAUGAAGAAUAGCAAUCUUCUAACAAUUAUCAUCAAUAAUACAUCUACGAUUAUUAGGGAAACAACAGUCCAAAUAAUCAGUAAAUGACUCCGGCCUUCCCUGUAUUGACUCCAAGAUAGAUAUUCUUUUAGAAACCUAUAAAUCCAUAUCAGGAAGAAUUAGGUUUGGAUGAUAAUCCCUUAAGUAAAUCCAAUUUUGUGCCAAUUGUCAUUACAAAACCAUAUACUUAAUGCAAAGAGAAAACCCUUGAUACAAUUGCUUCACAAUUAUAGAAGAAAAUUAAUGCAAAUGCUGAUAAAUAUAUAUUUAAUUAAUAAGCUACUCAAGAUUCGGAUUUGGAAAUCAAUAUUGGAGAAGCUUUUGAGAUUUAAAAGGACUACAAAUCCCCAACCAGUAAAUUUGGAAUUGGUGGUUACAGUCCAAGUGCAUUUAGAAAAUAUAAAAAAGAUCAGGAGACUGGUUUAGUUAAUUUCAUGGUUACACCUCAUAAUUAUAAAUGAUGUAUUGAUUUAUCAAUGUUUUCAAAAAUUCCAUUAAUAGAAUUUAUUAUUAA
This is a messenger RNA of Paramecium tetraurelia, 1490 nucleotides long. RefSeq lists its product as uncharacterized. Lineage: Eukaryota; Ciliophora; Oligohymenophorea; Peniculida; Parameciidae. The transcript is spliced from 6 exons. Gene Ontology annotation, biological process: regulation of DNA-templated transcription. Gene Ontology annotation, cellular component: nucleus. The record is from RefSeq and is a predicted model, not a curated record. Gene Ontology annotation, molecular function: DNA-binding transcription factor activity, RNA polymerase II-specific; RNA polymerase II cis-regulatory region sequence-specific DNA binding.